This is a messenger RNA of Cyprinodon tularosa, 1819 nucleotides long. RefSeq names its product transmembrane protein 9 (gene tmem9). Bases 296 to 850 code for a protein of 184 amino acids. The transcript is spliced from 5 exons. NCBI's taxonomy places the organism in Eukaryota, Metazoa, Chordata, Actinopteri, Cyprinodontiformes, Cyprinodontidae. Gene Ontology annotation, cellular component: lysosomal membrane. The record is from RefSeq and is a predicted model, not a curated record.
CGUCAUGUGUGACGUAACCAGGAAGGGCAAAGUCACUUUAGCCGCAGCUUCGGGGCCCUAACGGAAUACAGCCCUGAAUGUUAUUAAAAAAGAAAUUUAACAGCUGUUGCAACUUGAAUUUUCGGACCGAUAGCUACAGACAGCUUAAGAGCCGCUUCGGCUUCUGAUUUAAUAUUUGUUUCAUUGGUGCUUUAACUUGCUAACUAGCUGCUACGCUCGAUAACCAGUUUAGUCGAUCAUUGUAGCAGAAUAUCGAUGGUAAUUUUUCAGCAAGAAUAGGCUUUAUUGUUGAGAAAUGUCUUAUAGAGCAGGAUCCUGGAUGUUGGUUGCAGCCACAGUGUUUCUGUUGGAUGCGGCUGACUUUACAGAAGCGAAGAACUUUGAGGAUGUCCGCUGCAAAUGCAUCUGCCCACCAUACAGGAACAUCUCUGGACACAUUUAUAAUAUAAACGUCACCCAGAAAGAUUGCAACUGCCUCCAUGUGGUGGAUCCCAUGCCAGUUCCUGGCCAUGAUGUGGAAGCUUACUGUCUGUUGUGUGAGUGCAAGUAUGAAGAGCGAAGCAGCAACACUAUAAAGGUGACCAUCAUCAUGUACCUGUCUGUUGUCGGGGCUCUGCUUCUCUAUAUGCUGUUUCUGCUGCUUGUGGAUCCUCUUAUCCGCAAACACGACCCCUACAUCCAACCUCUGCACAACGAGGAAGACUCUGAGGAAAUGCGUCCUCGUCCAGACACUGGGCUGGCCAGAGGAAACACAGUGUUGGAGCGAGUUGAGGGUGCACAGCAACGCUGGAAGAAGCAGGUGCAGGAACAGCGCAAGACUGUUUUUGAUCGCCAUAAGCUGCUGAGUUAAACCUCACAACUGAAUGUCAACAUCUUCAGAGUGAAAAACAAAAACACCCAGGACUCGUAUUAUUACACCCUCAUCAGCUGCACUGUUUCAACCUCAGAUUUCAUGUGAAAUGCAAGGCCUGUAUAACUUAAAGGCUUUAGACACUGAUCUAACAGGCAGAGCAUUUUUAACAUUGUAUUUCUCUUAUCAUCAUUUAAUGUGAACUUAGUGAAAAGAAAAAAAUAUUUGCACAUUCAUAAAUAUAUUAACAGUUAUUUUAAGCUGCUUUAAAGGAUGAGAUAAUUUAUUAAAUUUUUUUUUUUUUUUCCACUAUUGCUAUUAGGAGCUUUCCCUUUUGUUAUUUUAAAAAGAAAGACUGUUGUGGAUCUCCAGUUUCAUGAGCUUUAAAGAAAAAAACACAUUGAGGUUUGUUUUGAUAACAAUACUCAAUUACCAAAUAAUCCAUAUGUUCUGGUUUAUUCAUUUACUGUUUGGCACAAUUUCAUCAAACCAACAAGAUGAUUUGUUUUAAAAUGUUCACAAUGAACCACUUUUUUAAUAUAAUAUAGAUUCCUGUCAGCCAAGUGAACCUCUACUACUUAUAAUUAGUAGCUUUACAGUUAUGAAUUCAUUCUUCUGCAAUGUUGCCAUUCGUUCAAAUAGUAAAUAUCAUAAAGCUUGAAGAAAUUUUAGAUCCAAAAAGGGAAAAUAAAUUAUUCUUAAGAGCACUUAAUAUAUGGAAAUGCCAAUCAGCUUUUUAAUGUUUUUUUUAAUGAGAAAAGUAAAUAAAAAGAAAAACAAAAAAUGUUAAAACAAAUUUUAAGAACCACACCUUACCAUGCCUACUGAUUGUUAAAACGAAACUGUUUGAUUCAGAACAGAAGCUCUUUCCAGUGAAAUAGAUAGAAGGAUGGAUGGGUCUGCUUACCCUGUGAUUCCACCUCCUCCCCUCCUACCUGUUCCUGCCCAUUCCAUUUCAGACCGCCUCUG